CGGAGCGAUACGCGAGGAGCAACUUUGCUGGUGUGUGAAGACUUGCAAACGAGCAAAAUUUUAGUCGUACUAUCAUCAUCAGUCAACCAGCAGUUCAAGAAGAAGGGAUAAUUUUUCAACACGAUUAGGGUGCAAUAGAGUUUCUGGUGUAUUUAUGAAGUAUCAUUGUUUAUUGCGCGUGCAUGAUUUAAGUUCGAAACAACUAUCAUUGUAAUCGUCUGGCUGGAUUUGUCCUGUGUCCUGUUCCGAAGUUGGGAAGCAAUUGCAAGUGUUUCGAGUGCUAUUCUGUGACGUAGUGCUGAAGUUUGGGCAAAGCCUUCAACUUGGUCUCUUGGGCCUGGAGUGAUGAGAGGUGGAUGGUGAAAAACCUUGGUGUGUCUUAGAUUUUCAAGGCAACUGUGAGAAGAUACAGUAACAUCGAUACAAGCAAGCGUUUGAGAUUUUUCCUGUGAAAUUCACUUCCGGUUUGCUAUUAUUUUUAUGGAGCGCAUUCAAUGAAUUGCAGCGCUGGAAGAGGUUAUUUCCGCCCAGCUUUGCCAGCGUCCCACCGUCAACAUUAUUAGAUUGAAGCAGUCGAGAAUGCCAUUAGCCAAUUCGGUGGAUCCAUGGAGAGAGAAAGUCCCACACAAUAUCGUCGGUACCGAGCCAGCUUUGCAUUAUGGACAACUUACCAUGGCCAGUGCCGCAAAAUGAAGAUUUUCCAAAUACUCAUUCUAAGCAAUGUUGUCCCUGAGAGCAGCACCAUUUGAGCAAACCAUAAUUGGUGAUUUGGUACAUCAUACCCCAUAACGAGAAGCAGCAGCAGCUAGCCAACCUGCACUAAUCGUUGCUCUGGCGGGUGUGUGUGUCUACAAAACAUAAGCGAAAACAGAGUUAUGUGGACAAAAUUGCUCAGAAGACUAGAAAGGACAAACUAGGUGUGCACAGAUAGCGUUUUGCCAAGACCGGUGACAGUUACACGGGUGUGUAUACUCUAGAGUCACAUACCAUCACUGCGACUAAUUGUCGCUAAAAGCUUGACCGGAUCGAAAGCGUGACGAGGAACUGUUGAAUGAAUGAUUUAUACGAAAUGAGUUUUGGUUUUAAUUGCUUCACAGUCCUAUGAAAAUUGAACCCCGUGCAGUGAGUGCUGUUUCACUGGACCAUAAACCAAUAUCCGCAGAUAACUAUUGUGGUUAUCACGGUGUAGAGAUACGCUUCGCUUCGGUGUAGUCUCAGCAGCAGCUACUACAAUAUUGUUAGUGGGAACGAAUAGUAGUGAAAAAUGAACCCGAUAUAUGGGACAGCGUGCCACGUUUGGCAAUCGGACUAUGUUAGGAUAAAAUGAACCUAUUGUAUGCUGGAUGCUGUAUGCCCAUGAAUAAAGUGCGCCAACCAAGAGGAAACGAUUCACAAUCCCAAGACAAUGUCGAGAUGGUCGUCGAUGAGGGUUACGAUGUGUUGCUUGGCCAGCAAGUUCCACAGCUUGACCCGGGCGGCCAGCUCCAGCAUCAUCUUCACUUUGACCAGCAGCUGGCCCACGGUAUGGACGUCGAGGCAAUGGAUCUGGACCCGACCGACGCUUCGCUGAUGAAAUCCGGUGAUGAGCAGGAGUACGAUAUCCGGGACGUGGUGCGCGAAGGUCACGAAAAAGCGGACCCAUCGCAGUUCGAGCUGCUCAAAGUGCUCGGCGAGGGAUCGUUCGGAAAGGUGUUCUUAGUUAGAAAAAUUGUAGGAAAAGAUGCCGGAACGAUGUAUGCAAUGAAGGUAUUGAAAAAAGCUACUUUAAAAGUCAAGGAUCGUGUUCGAAGUACCAACGAGCGCAACAUUCUUGCCGACGUUGGUCACGCCUUCAUCGUCAAGCUUCAUUACGCCUUCCAGACACCAGGAAAACUGUACCUUAUAUUGGAUUUCUUACGGGGCGGCGAUUUGUUCACCCGGCUGAGUAAGGAAGUGAUGUUCACCGAGGAGGACGUCAAGUUCUAUUUGGCCGAGCUGGCACUCGCGCUUAACCAUCUGCACAGUCUUGGAAUCAUUUAUCGGGAUUUGAAGCCGGAGAAUAUUCUGUUGGAUCAGGACGGUCACAUAGCUUUAACGGAUUUUGGUCUGUCCAAGCAACCACUGGAUGGUUCUAAAACCUACAGUUUCUGCGGCACGGUGGAGUAUAUGGCUCCGGAGGUGGUCAACAGAAAGGGGCACACACUGGCUGCUGACUGGUGGUCAUUUGGAGUGCUAAUGUUCGAAAUGCUUACCGGCAAUCUUCCCUUCCACGGUAGUAAUCGAAACGACACCAUGAAUCAGAUCCUGAAAACGAAGCUUGGAAUGCCGGAAAAUUUGAGCCCCGAAGCGCAGAGUUUGCUGAGAGCGCUUUUCAAACGGAAUCCACAGAACCGGUUGGGGGCUGGACCGAACGGGAUAGACGACAUCAAGAAGCACGAGUUUUUCACCAACGUCGACUGGGAGGCGUUCGAGCGCAAGGGCGUACGGCCACCAUUCAUUCCUGCUGUUUCGAGGGACGAUGCGUUUUACUUCGACACAGAGUACACCAACAAAUCGCCAAAAGAUUCGCCUGGUGGCCCCGUUAGCGCCAGCGCGCACGAGAUAUUCCGCGGUUUCAGUUUUGUGGCACCAGGAUUGCUGGAGGAUACCCCAAACUUCGCCAAUGGAAGUGGCUUCCUGAUGAAUCAACAACCCGCUUCGAGGUCACCAUUUUCGAACGAAAUACCCGGUGUCAAACCGGGGGCAUUCGGGGAUGAGUACACAUUAAUGCAAGAGUUGGGUCGAGGCACAUUUUCGGUUUGUCGGCUUUGUGAGAAUCGGACCACGAAAAAACAUUACGCUGUUAAGAUUAUCCGCAAAUCCGGCCACGAUUGUCGGGAAGAGGUGGAAAUUUUGUUACGAUACGGUAAUCACCCGAAUAUUGUUUCAUUGUACGGAGUACACGAAGAUCCUACAUAUGUCUAUUUGGUAAUGGAACUACUGAAAGGAGGUGAACUGUUGGACCGAAUCCUGGCCAUACACUACAUGAACGAGGUGGAAGCAAGUGCGGUUCUGAAAACAGUUGUGUCAGCCGUCGCGUAUCUUCACGAACAUGGUGUUGUUCAUCGAGAUCUUAAACCAUCUAAUUUGCUGUAUGCCUCGAUAAAUCACACUCCUGAAUCGUUGAAGUUGUGCGAUUUGGGUUUCGCCAAACAAUUGCGCGCGGACAAUGGAUUGCUAAUGACGCCUUGCUACACGGCAAACUUCGUGGCACCAGAAGUGCUGAAGAAACAGGGAUACGAUCUGGCCUGUGAUAUUUGGUCGUUGGGCGUUUUGUUGUACAUUAUGCUCGAUGGUAAAACACCUUUCGCGAGCACACCAAACGACUCGCCGGAUAUGAUUUUAGCAAGGAUAGGCUCAGGGAAAGUUGAUUUAGAAACGGGGAAAUGGCCAAGUAUAUCGGAGGAAGUGAAAGAAUUACUGCGACAAAUGCUACACAUAGUACCACAACGGAGGCCAACGGCCGCCCAGAUCCUUAGGCAUCCAUGGCUAUCGCGUUCCCGGUUGCUCUAUAAUCAACCAGGAAUGCAACAUCAAGCCCAGCAGACGGUGGGGAACGCAGCAAGCUUAGGUACUGCUUCCGGAGAUGGUAUUGUAUGUCCAGCGGAGAAUUCAGAGGCGAUCAAAGGUGCUGUUCAUGCAACGUUCCGUGCAAUCGCUUCCCCACAGGCGGCCAAUCUUGGACCGGUUGGAAUGUCAGAUUUGGCAAGGCGAAGAAAAGACAAGAUGAACCAUUCGUAAUUUUGGAGAAAGCUGGUGUGUGUCUGUAAAUGUAUGUGUGUCCGUAUGGGUGUUCCACAAAUUGUGUGUCCGCACAUCUGCGUGUAUUCGAUGUACAUUCGCGUGGUGUGAAUCUCUCUCAUUGCUAUCGAAUAUGUUCAGCAUCGUGAGGGAAAUGGUAUGCAGUUGAUGAGACCGCCCAAGUACUGGGAAUGUUUCUAACACAUUUGAAAAGCUUUUAUAAAUGGUAUUGCUUACCGGAUGUGGAAUACAUUUUACAUACUAACCAAUAACUGCAAGGUGGAUAAGGUGUACAAUUUUUGAAAAUAGCAAUUGCUUUUUUGAUUACAGCUGUAAGACAAUUUUAUAGUUUACUGAUAGAAGUCGAAUUGCUACUAACUAUUUGGUAAAAUAUAAUCUGAAACAUAAAACUUCUACACAACUUGUUUGCACUCGAAUCAGUAGCACUUAGAAGGUUCUGGUCCCUUUAGGGAAAGACAAGCAUUUAUUUACAGGCAAUAUCUACAAUUUUCAACUAUCACUUUUAUAAAGUGUUUCAGGUAUGAUAGCAUUUCUGGGUUUUCUGUGAUUAUUACAUCUGUGUGUAGAUUUUUCAAUUGGUUUCACAGGGUUUGUUAGGAAUUUUGGUGGAGAUGUGCUUUGCGACAUUUGCAUGAAAUUCCUCAAUUACCAAUCUAGGUAUGAUUGUGAGAAGCAAACAAGGUUGAUCAACACAAUUUACGAAUCUGUCGAAAUUUAACAGUAACUAUUAUAUUAAUGCACCUGCAACACAUCAUCAUAAAGCUUUUGGAUGUACAACAGCUCUGACGCUUGGACUAGAAGAACAAAUGCUGACAAAAAAAGUAAAGAUAAAUGGGUACCCUUCUUAACAAAUUAUAAAAAAAGUUCAAUUAAAAUUUAGAAGCACUAUAACUAAACUAAUAUAACAGAAAAUAUAUCGUUGGGAUAAAUAUUUAUAAAAAAACGCAAACGCAAGAGAAGAAAUAAUAAUCCACUGAAAAUAAGAGUCCUGCAUUUUUGGAAAAAAAAAACAACUAGUGAAAAAGUACACCGUCAGAACGGGAAACGAUACGAAAAAGUUAAGAAUUUAUUAUAUUUACAAUAAUAAUUGUGCCAUACAUUGUGACAAAAAAAAGAAACAAAACAAAUAAUUCGCGAGUGGAGUCGAAAACAAUGAGAACAAACAAAACAACAAUUAGAGAGAUCUAAAACUAAAAAGGUGUUUUCGAGGAAGAAAAAAAAAUCCCAGCCAUAUGAAGUAAGGAUUUAUGUGUGUGUUUGGUCGAUCGGAUUUAAAAUUUUGAAGUAAUCGGAAGUUUUCCAUGGAAACGAGCGAUGAUGAGAAUGGUGUAUUUUGAUUAUUUUGCUGAUGUUGAACAAUCGUUUUCGAAUUUGGCUCGUUGUAAUUUCUAGUGAAAUAGCGUCUUAACUCAGUUGAUUUUAAAUAUUAUUACGGUUUUCAAAGGAAAAGGUAUUAAGUUUGUCUUACUAAUUACAAUAAUAUUUUUUGAACUUCUAGAAUGGAGUGUUUUAAAGUUGUUUUAGAUAAUACUUCUGUUUUCGUGGACCAUUAUCGAAGAAUGGUACAUUUUAAGGGGCACUACAGUUAGAAAACAUCAAUUAUUUACCGGCAUUAUUUCCAGUGAGUAAAUCACGUCUCUACGUCACGUUACGUUUAUUAUACAAUAAUAAAAUACAAUAAGUUCAGUGCAUAAAAUAUGAAUAACAAAAAUCAUGAAUAAAGUGAAUA
Molecule: messenger RNA, 5509 nt
Organism: Toxorhynchites rutilus septentrionalis
Lineage: Eukaryota; Metazoa; Arthropoda; Insecta; Diptera; Culicidae
Gene: S6kII
Product: ribosomal protein S6 kinase 2 beta
Exons: 10
Coding region: 1324-3759 (811 amino acids)
Biological process (GO): protein phosphorylation; intracellular signal transduction
Molecular function (GO): ribosomal protein S6 kinase activity; magnesium ion binding; ATP binding
Source: RefSeq, a predicted model, not a curated record